This is a messenger RNA of Panicum hallii, 1060 nucleotides long. RefSeq lists its product as uncharacterized. The transcript is spliced from 2 exons. The coding region runs from base 70 to 840 and encodes 256 amino acids. NCBI's taxonomy places the organism in Eukaryota, Viridiplantae, Streptophyta, Magnoliopsida, Poales, Poaceae. The record is from RefSeq and is a predicted model, not a curated record.
AAGCCAAAUCGCCACGGCCACAACACCACUCCUCCUUCCCCUUCCGCGCGGCGAUGCGGAGCAGCAGCCAUGGAGGUGCUCAGCUCCAGCCGCUUCGCUAGGGCGCUCCCCAACCUCCUCGAGCCCACCUCCAGGGCCCUCAGGCCCGCGCACCACCGCCGACGCGCCGUCCAUGCCCUAGCCUCCGCCCCCGCCGACACCGCGCCGUCACCCCCUUCGCCGCCGCCGUGGCUGUCGCGGCUCCUCUCCGCGGCGCUGAGGGGCGGCCGCGCUGGAGGGGAGCUCCCGGACCUCGCGGAGGCGGCGACGGGCGGGGCCGGGAUAGGGACGCUGCUGAUGAGCACGACGGCGGCGGCGGUGACCAAGGCGCGGGAGAGCCCGUACCUGCUGGCGCUAGCGGCGAACCCGACGUUCGUGUCCGGGCUGGUGGCGUGGGCGGUGGCGCAGGCCGCCAAGGCCCUGCUCACCUCCGUCGUUGAGCGGCGGUGGGACCUGCGGAUGCUGUUCAGCUCCGGCGGGAUGCCGUCCUCGCACACCGCGCUCUGCACCGCGCUCACCGCCUCCGUCGCGCUCUGCCACGGUGUCAGCGACGCGCUAUUCCCCGUCUGUCUUGGGUUUACUCUAAUAGUUAUGUACGACGCCACGGGCGUCAGGCGCCACGCUGGGAUGCAGGCCGAGGUACUCAAUAAGAUCGUUGAGGACCUGUUUGAAGGCCAUCCCAUUAGUGAAAGAAAACUUAAGGAGUUGUUAGGACACACUCCGUCACAGGUCUUUGCCGGAGCAAUUUUAGGCAUCUUGGUGGCCUGGUAUUGCUGCCAGGGUUGUAUUGUACCCAUUUGAUGUUGCUAUUGUAUGACUGGUCCAGAAGAGGAAUCAUUCCCACGGAGAUUUUGCACGUAGUGUAACCAUUGUUCUGGGAAAUAGCUGUCCAGCCCAGUUCGAUAUUGUCAAGAAGUUAACUACUGCCCUCCAUCUUGGGCAUGUCCCUGUAUAUAUGUGACUUAAUAGUACGAAAUAAUUUUCGGUCAUCUUUGAGCCUCAAUGCAAAGUUGAUGCUCAA